This is a messenger RNA of Gigantopelta aegis, 1727 nucleotides long. RefSeq lists its product as uncharacterized. Gene Ontology annotation, biological process: immune response. The coding region runs from base 349 to 1428 and encodes 359 amino acids. NCBI's taxonomy places the organism in Eukaryota, Metazoa, Mollusca, Gastropoda, Neomphalida, Peltospiridae. The record is from RefSeq and is a predicted model, not a curated record. Gene Ontology annotation, cellular component: membrane. The transcript has 4 exons. Gene Ontology annotation, molecular function: tumor necrosis factor receptor binding.
GUGUUCUUUCCAAGAAUCCAUCGAUUACUGGUAUACCCAGAAGUGACGACGACUGUAAUAGUAAUGGUGUGUAUGCACUACAUUGAAGAAGAACAUAUUAACACUAGCGGAUUUUAUUUAUUUAUUUUACUGAAACGUCAGUAGGCCUAUACUGAAUAUCUCAAGGACUGGCGUUCAGUACAAAGGUGAAUCAUUCACUGUGUUAGUGUUCCCAUUUCAUUGCGAUCAGCGAGUUGCUACCAGACAGAGCAUAGCUUCAUCAGUUACUGUACGUUCAAACCGAAUUUUGAAAAAUAACUAAAGAUAUUUUGUGUUUUAACUGCUAGCUAACCGACCGAAACGAAAGAGAUGGAUUCGUCAGUUAUGUUCAUGGGUCCUUUACUUAUUAAUGGUCAAGCCACCUUUCACAAAAUGGUUUCCACACCAGACUAUAAAGACAUUAAUAAUAGUCAAAACGAGUUUCACAAUACGAAUUCCAGAUUAUAUCCAGACUUGAAGGACAUUGAUAAUGGUCAGACGACAACACAGUCGAGUUCGACGUCAUCAAACGGGUCAGACGCCCCUUUAAUAAAACCAGAAAAAGAAGAAAACGUUGUGAUAAACCAGAAUGUUGAAAAUAAAGACAAAGAAGACUGCCACAUGUGGAGAAACCUGAUCAUUAUUUUUGGUCUGCUGAAUCAGUUGUGGAUCUCGGCCAUAGUCGUUCUCUACUUGGAAAUCAUUCCAGCGACAGACGUCGAAACGCGUCACGUGUUCACGGAAGUUCACGACGACGGCGACUUCUGCGUCCCAUGCGAUGCUGUGUAUCUCACUAAGGACGACGUCCACGACAACAUUCACCGCUUUGAGAAACGCGACGACGACUGCUGUGUUGGCAAGGAGUCUACACUGACUGACAUCGUAACCAAGUUUGCAGAUAAACUGUAUCGUCAACAGAGAGCAAAAGGUUUUGACAGCGGACGGCCAAAUGAGACACACAUCGAGUUGAAUGAUCGAUCAGCUGAACUGAGUCAGCUCGACGUGGAUCAGUCCGACGGAAGUAAGCUGAGAUGGAAGACGGCAUCGUCGUCCAUUGGACGGAACAUAACCUACGUCCAAGAUGGCGGCCUGCAGGUGAAUGUUGCUGGGUUGUAUUAUAUCUACUCACGGCUGGUGUUUGUGGAUGACGGGAAGGACACAGCUGACAGAACGGUCUCUUACUCCAUCUGGCUGCGCAGCUCGGGCAAGGAAGACGAGAAACUAUUGGACAGCGUUUCCUCCGAAUGUAAAAUGACGUCAUCAGUUAAUGGCGUCAUACCCAGCUUCCAAAGCGCAAGCUUUGAGCUGGAAGCAGGUGAUAUUGUCGAGGUGCGCGUGAGUGAUGUGGCGCAUCUUCAUAACUUUGGCGAUAAGAACGAUAAUUAUUUUGGACUUUAUUAUGUGAGGUGAUAUAUAUAAUAUCUCAAAACCCGAAACGUCAGUAAACUGAAAUUCCCUUAAAUCUAAACGUCUUUCAUAGUCUGUUUUUUUAAAUAUCAGCAUUGAACAAAACCUCUUUAAACCGGAUAUACACAGUGGCGGAUCAAGAAAAUCCCUUCAUGGGGCCCGGUGACAUUCCCAAAAGAUUUCUCUGUUUCUUCAACGUCAACAUUGAAAAAUUAAAUGUCUAAUUUUUUAUCUUUUACAACUGUGAUUAUUAAAUCAUGUAAAAAUGGUUUAAUUAAAUAGCGAAGGUGUUGAGACCAAAA